This is a messenger RNA of Nothobranchius furzeri (turquoise killifish), 2549 nucleotides long. RefSeq lists its product as uncharacterized. The record is from RefSeq and is a predicted model, not a curated record. NCBI's taxonomy places the organism in Eukaryota, Metazoa, Chordata, Actinopteri, Cyprinodontiformes, Nothobranchiidae.
GAUGUUUUGUGUAUUUGUGGAAAAUUUGAGUUGGGACUCAACUUCAUUAUGAUUCCACACAUAGACGAGUCAAGAUGUGAAGGUGAAGUUUUCAGAAAAUCUUUACAUUUGUAUUUUACAGCACCAAAAAGUUCUUUAUUUACUUAAUUAACCAGUCCUGAUUAGUUUUAGUGAGGAUAUUCAUGACUGACAAGAGAAUGACCAGGGACUAAAAUCAGGAAUGAAACAAGGUCAGGAAAUAGAAUCAGAAAAAAUAUGCUAAAAGAAUAACCAGGAUGCAGAAGUUACAGGUCCAGGAGGAAGGCCCAGACAGCCCACCUGCAAUACUAUACUCUCUUGUGACCUUCAUUUCAAUUCAGUUCAAUUUAUUUAUUUAUAAAGCACCUUCCAUACCUUAGCCGAGGCCCAAGGUGCUGAGCAAGACAUGGAAACCAGAGUAUUAAAACAACAUGUUGAUUAAAAAUCAGUAAAAGAAAAAAGUAGACGAAUGAAAUCAAUCAAAAACUGUGCGAAACAAAUGAUAAAAAUAUAAAAGCCAGCGUCAGUGUUGGGGGAAACCUAGCCAAUAAAAUUAGGUUUUAAGGCUUGAUUUAAAAUCCUGAAGAGAAGACACUUGCUUCACUGUCAGGGAGGCCCUGUCCCCCCUUGACCUCAGUUCUGAGCUUAGAGGACAAAAAUGUCCGCUCUUAAAAGUUGCUAUAAAAAUGUAUACAUUCAUGUUUUAUUUAUUUAUUUCAUAAAUCUGUUUAACAACUUCAGUCCUGCUCAAAUCUAAACUUCAGUCAUUUAGAGAAUUUUAACCUUUCAAAAUCCAUUACAUUGAUACUCAAUGUCAUUUCUGUAAUUUAUGAAGAAAAAAACACAACUAAUGAGUUAUUUUCCAAUAAAUCCAUUUGCCUCCAGCCAGGUGCAUUGGUGUUUUUGUUUUCUACACUUUGAAGUUCAGUAAGAGGGUGAAACUGUGUUUUAUUUACUCACCAGCAGUCAGGCUGACCUUUAGGCUUCAACACAAACAGCUGAAGACACGAGGAAACGUGUGGAGUUUCUCGCCUGGGCUACCCAUGACUGAUUUUGGUGGUGAACAGUAAAAAUCACAAAUUUCACUAAUUUUCUCCAAAAUAAAACCCAUAAAAGUUGAAAUACAUAAAAGUUGAGGUAUCUUAUCAUGAUAAUUCCAGCAAGCACACAACAUGCAGUUUCAUCUUCACAUCCUGAUUGUUUUUAUUUAAAUAUUGUCACAGAAUAACAGCGCACAUUCAGCUCCAACGUCAGAUUUUAGUCAUUCACCACACACUUGUAGAGAUCUGUCAAAACCAUGAGGGGCAGCUGAGCAGAGAGAAGACAGUUCCCACCAAUCACAUGAUCUACAAUAAAGCAGUGAAAGCAAAAGUAUCUUUGAGAGCUGGAGAACUGCAGAGCAACAGAUGAAAAGUUCAUACGGAGCUCAAGCUGCACAGCAGGAGCAGCAGAGCUCCAGAACUCAGCUAGUGAGCACGGCCUUCAACGACCAGGAGGAGAAAGAAGAAGCAGUUAUAAAAAAGCACCACCAGCUCCCCGAUGCCACUUUCUCCUGGUUCAUCCUCUCUGCUGCAGACAUGGUGACCGGAAGCUCUCGCCACUCUGAUGAUCUGUGCUCCAUAAUGCAUGGGAGCAUGUCCUACAAGAUCUGCAUCAACAAACUCUGGCACAGUAACUUCAAGCCAGCGCGUUCUCUGUGUCAUGAGCUUUUCAGCAAAAGGCCUAAACUCUGUGUCAUCGCCAUAACAUCGGGAAGUCCCGCAUCAUCCCGGAAGUCAGCCCAGGAAAACACCAGCAGCUCGGAGCAACGAGGGGCCCAAACAGGAAAGGUUCUCUGUGAUGUCUGCAACAGGAAAGCUCUGAAGUCCUGCCUGGUGUGUCUGAGCUCCUACUGUAAGACUCACCUGGAACCUCAUGUAAAAAUCCCAGGCCUGAUGAGGCACAAGCUGACCAGUCCUGUGAAGAACCUGGAGGGGCAGAUGUGGAAUAAGUAUGAGAAGGCUACCAGGCGUUUGGAGAUAUUCAGGAGAUAUUUUGCUAAACUGAUGAGAUGUGUUCGUUCAUCAUGAAGAGAGCUGAAACAGCAGUGAUUCAUAUUCGUACACUGUGUCUUUGUGCUGGAUAGAAGUGUUUUGAUUGGCUGGGGUGCACGCUGAGCAAAGGGGACUUUUAAACCUGAAAAACCUCACCAGCUGCAGCUGGGGGAGGAGCAUUUCGCAAUCAGAGCCUUCAAGUAGAAGAAAUGAAAGAGAAAGUAGCUCAGAUAAAGACAAACUGCCGUCAAGGUCACAUUUUAGAGGAACUGCUGAAUUUUAAUUUUAUGUUAAUACAGCAAAAAUCUCAUUCUGGUAAGAAGUCAUACAUGUGUUUUAAAUAAUAUAAGACAAACAAAAUCAGAUAGUUUUAUUCUUUUUACUUUAACUCAACUUUAUAGUGUGUCUCCUGAAAAUCUCAUUUGUAACUGAUAACUAGAUGGCCUCUGUCUGUAUCAUUUCCUUUGAUGUGCAAAUAGGAACUUUUCAUGCAUACUA